This is a messenger RNA of Durio zibethinus, 977 nucleotides long. RefSeq lists its product as uncharacterized. Lineage: Eukaryota; Viridiplantae; Streptophyta; Magnoliopsida; Malvales; Malvaceae. The record is from RefSeq and is a predicted model, not a curated record.
AGAUAUGGGUUACGUUUGGAAUAAAAUGCGUAUAUAGCUACCUUCACAAGAAAUUAAUGCUUGAUGUUGCACCAUACCAGCAUGCAUCAAUUACACCUAUAUAUGAACCAAAAACAAAACAUGACCCUAUAAAUAUUGCUUAUAUAGCAUAAAGAAUCCUAUUCCUAUACAGUUCAUGAAUGGCUAACCUCGGAGAUCGAAGACCAUCUGGUGAAAAGUUUGUGCCUGCUUCAGAUUGGACGCAGGAUGCCAAGGCCCAUUAUCUCUUUGUUGAUCUUCCUGGUUUUAAAAAGGAGCAGCUGAAACUUGAGCUUGCUUCCACUGGUCAUAUAACCAUCAGUGGAGAAAAGAUAGUGGAUGAGAACAAACGCAUAUAUUUCGAGCAAACCUUCGCACUGCCAGAAAAUUCAGAUAUGGAAAACAUCAGUGGAAAAUUCGAUGGUGAUUUUCUCCAUGUAACAGUCCCAAGGAAAUCAGUGGUAGAAGAAGAAAACAAGCAACAGGAGAGCGGGAAUGGAAAUUCCAAUAGCAUUGGAGAAAAGAUAAGUGCACAAGAGGAACCUAACAAACAUGGUGAAAAUCAAAGUGAACAUGAAGAAGGACAUGGUGAUCUGCAUGAACGGUGUUGCGAUGACGAGGCCAAAGGAGAGAUGAUUAGCAAUGAAACUUGCCGUGUUGCAGGUUUUCCCAAAGAGAUGAUAAGGAAGUGGGAACAAGAAGAUGGUCCAUUAGAGAUGGCAAUGAAGUUUCUGAAGAAAAAUAAAGGGGUUAUUCUUUCAGUUGUUAUAGCGUUUUCGAUUGGGGUUUUGGUGUAUCGAACGUUUGAAUCAGGUGGAGAAUAAGGAAGCAAUUUGUGUUCAUGAACUAAUGAUACUCUGAUGUAUAUGUUAUAUGCAUACACAUUUGCUUCAACAGAUGUAAAGAAUAAAAGAAAGCUGAAUUUCGAAUGAAGAACUCCAUUUUCUUUGUCCUUUAAA